CUAUAAUUUAGCAUGACAAAGAGGUCGGUGUGUAAUAACAUAGGUCGGAAGAAAAGCAACGAAAGUCCUCGACCGGCUCGGCAGUUUCUGUCAAUAUUUAUGGUACCAACCGAACCCAGCCCUGCGUCUCGAUCUCUCUCUAGCAGCUGCUGGGCCUAAGACACUGCGAGAAAUUGAUCUUCCACCGCCUAAAGAAGAAGAAGAAGAAGAUCGAAGAUGAGGAAGCGAGACUUGGCCAUUCUUAUGCUCUCCGCUUUUGCUAUAUUCUUCUCUCUUCAGCACGAGGGCGAUUUUUCAUUCAGAGAGGCAUGGAUGCAUCUAUCCGAUGAGUACCCUCUUAAAUACGAAGCCGAGCGCCUCCCUCCGCCAAUCGUAACCGACUUAAACGGUGACGGAAAGAAAGAAGUUCUCGUGGCCACCCACGACGCCAAAAUUCAGGUUUUGGAGCCACACUCCAGGCGUGUGGAUGAAGGGUUCAGUGAUGCGCGUGUGCUCGCAGAGGUGAGCUUGUUGCCUGACAAAAUCAGGAUUUCUUCUGGGAGGCGUCCUGUAGCAAUGGCUGCAGGCCUUGUUGAUCGAGGUAAACCCGAACAGAAGCCGAAGCAGGUCCUGGUUGUUGUUACUUCAGGUUGGUCCGUAAUGUGCUUCGAUCACAACCUCAAAAAGCUGUGGGAAAACAAUUUGCAGGAAGAUUUCCCGCAUAAUGCUCAUCAUAGGGAGAUUGCAAUCUUGAUAAGCAAUUACACCAUUAAGCAUGGGGAUGCUGGAUUAGUGAUUGUUGGUGGGAGAAUGGAAAUGCAACCUCAUAUUGCCAUGGAUCCUUUUGAAGAAAUUGGGAUGCCUGAAAAAAAUGCUGAGCAACAUAGAAGAAGUGCCAGUGAAAAAGAGGCUUCUGAUAACCUGGGAGCUGUUGAUUUACGCAAUUUUGUAUUUUUCGCAUUUGCUGGUCGAUCUGGUGAAAACCGAUGGAGUAGUAAGAAUGAGAGUACUGAAGAACGUUCUUCCGAUGCAUCACAGUUAAUUCCGCAGCAUAACUAUAAGCUUGAUGUUCAUACUCUGAAUAAUCAUCAUCCUGGAGAGUUUGAGUGUAGGGAAUUCCGAGAGUCUAUUCUUGGAGUAAUGCCACAUCACUGGGAUAGGAGAGAAGAUACUGUGUUGAAGCUGGCACACUUCAGGCGGCACAAAAGGAAAACUUUGAAGAAAACAUCUGGAAAGACCACAAACUACCCUUUUCACAAGCCUGAGGAAAACCAUCCUCCAGGGAAAGACACAAGAAAAAAAAUUUCAAACCUGAUUGGAAAGGCUGCAGAUUAUGCUAGUUCAGCAAAGUCUAAGAAGACACCACCUUAUAUUCCUACCAUAACAACCUACACAAAGAUUUGGUGGGUUCCAAAUGUUGUUGUGGCUCAUCAGAAGGAAGGGAUAAUAGUUAUUCAUUUGGCAUCAGGUCGCACCAUGUGUAAGCUUCAUCUUCAAGAAGGUGGCCUUCAUGCUGAUAUCAAUGGUGACGGAGUCCUAGACCAUGUCCAGGCUGUUGGAGGAAAUGGUGCUGAGCAGACUGUUGUUAGUGGAUCCAUGGAAGUUUUGCGACCAUGUUGGGCUGUUGCAACCUCUGGUGUACCAGCACGAGAGCAACUCUUCAAUGCUUCAAUCUGUCAGUAUAGCCACUCGAACUUUUUCCAGCAUGGAGAUUUCUCCAGAUACUAUGGUCGAACACCAGAUAUUACUUCUUUAGAGGUGGCGACGCCUAUUCUAAUCCCAAGAAGUGAUGGUCAUAGGCAUCGUAAGGGAAGCCAUGGUGAUGUUAUCUUCUUGACAAAUCGAGGGGAGGUAACUUCAUACUCCCCCCUCUCGCAUGAGCAUGGUGCUGAUUGGCAAUGGCAUCUCUCAACUGGUGCUACAUGGUCAAAUCUUCCAUCCCCAUCUGGUAUGAUGGAAGCUACUAUGGUAGUCCCCACACUGAAGGCAUUUCCCUUGCGCAUGCAUGACAAUCAAGAAGUGAUCCUAGCAGCAGGAGAUCAAGAAGCUGUGGUGAUAUCUCCAGGAGGAAGUCCAUUAACAUCAAUUGAUCUUCCCGGGGCACCAACGCAUGCCCUAAUCUGUGAGGACUUUUCAAAUGAUGGACUCAUUGACAUUAUUCUUGUGACUUCGAGUGGGGUGUAUGGCUUUGUCCAAACAAGGCAGCCAGGUGCCCUGUUCUUCAGCACACUGGUAGGUUGCCUUAUUCUUGUGAUGGGAGUCAUAUUUGUCACCCAACACUUGAAUUGCAUGAAGGGGAAACCUCGUGCUUCAUCUGGUUCGCGUUGACUGAAUGAAAUUUGCCAGCGUUGAUUAAAGAAAGCUAGAUCUUUCACUUUGGGAAUUGAGUUUUCAUGUAGUGAAGAAUCUCAAUCCCCUAGAAAAUUUUGGGUUUUUAAAAAUGUACUAUUUCCCUUUGUAUCACCCAUUGCCUCGCUCCAAAUAUAAUUAAUGAAUAUCUUCCAUGGAUCGUAGACUUAACUACAA
This is a messenger RNA of Carya illinoinensis, 2505 nucleotides long. RefSeq lists its product as uncharacterized. The record is from RefSeq and is a predicted model, not a curated record. Bases 217 to 2307 code for a protein of 696 amino acids. NCBI's taxonomy places the organism in Eukaryota, Viridiplantae, Streptophyta, Magnoliopsida, Fagales, Juglandaceae. The transcript has 13 exons.